Molecule: messenger RNA, 891 nt
Organism: Chlorella variabilis
Lineage: Eukaryota; Viridiplantae; Chlorophyta; Trebouxiophyceae; Chlorellales; Chlorellaceae
Exons: 5
Coding region: 1-891 (296 amino acids)
Biological process (GO): protein deubiquitination; endoplasmic reticulum unfolded protein response
Cellular component (GO): nucleus; cytosol
Molecular function (GO): cysteine-type deubiquitinase activity
Source: RefSeq, a predicted model, not a curated record
AUGGCUCCGGCGCCGCCCAGCAAUGGGCAUGCGCAAGCAGCAGCCGGCAGCGCAAACCUGGCAGGGCUGAGCGAGGAUGAGCAGCUGGCGCGGGCAAUAGCGCUGUCGCUGGGCCAGUCGGUGCCUGACAUACCGCCCGCAGCAGCACCAACGCCAGCACCGCCGCCAACAGCGGCGCCAACGGCCAAGCCGCCGGUGCGGGCGCAUCCCGCGGCGCCCAGCACUGCCAGCAGCGCGCAGCAGGGCGCCCCCACAGCCGUGGCCCUGGCUGACGGCACUGCCGUGGUGCGCCGCAUAAUUGACAGCGACAAUUCCUGCCUCUUCAACGCGGUGGGAUACGUGACGGAGCGCAGCCGCAAGCUGGCGCCGCGGCUCAGGCAGGUCAUCGCGGAUGCUGUGCUGGCGGAUCCGUUUGAGUGGAAUGAGGCCGUGCUGGGCAAGGAGCCAGCGGAGUACUGCCGCUGGAUCAAGGAUCCCAACAAGUGGGGCGGCGCCAUUGAGCUGAGCAUCCUGUCGCGCCACUUGGGGCGCGAGAUUGCGGCGUUUGACAUCCAGACCACGCGCGUGGACAUCUACGGUCAGGGUUCCGGGUACAGCGAGCGCGUGAUGCUCAUCUACGACGGCCUGCACUAUGAUGCGCUGGCGGUGGCGGCGUUUGAGGGGGCGCCGGAGCAGCUGGACGUGACGGUCAUCCCCACGAGCGGCACGCGCACCGAGAUGGUCAUGCAGGGCGCAAAGCAGCUGGCGACCAAGGCGCAGACGGCACGGGCAUUUACAGACACCGCCAACUUCACGCUGCGCUGCGGUGUCUGCCAGAUCGGCCUGAAAGGCGAGAAGGAGGCGGUGGAGCACGCGAAGACCACCGGGCACACCAACUUCUCCGAGUAUUGA